Messenger RNA from Sungouiella intermedia, 900 nucleotides. The record is from the annotation of a GenBank genome assembly. Lineage: Eukaryota; Fungi; Ascomycota; Pichiomycetes; Serinales; Metschnikowiaceae.
AUGUCCCAAAUCGUUGCCAGAAGAUGGCUGUCGGCAUGUACGAAGUUCUCGCCAAUACAUGAGAACUACAAAACGCUCCGCCACAUCCAUUUCCGUGGUAUUACACCGUUCGCAAAGGGCCAGGCUAUCCAGAACGCCAUGGUCAGUGCAAACCUAGACUUCAAAAAGAUGGAAUCCAAGAUCCGCAAGCAGCAGAAGGACAUGGACGCCCAGGGCUAUGUACUCCAGGAAUACGAGCAGGAGUUCAUCAAGAAAGUGCUCCUGAUGAAGCCGUUCCCCACGCUUCUCACCUUUGAGUUCGAUAAUGUGUACACUGGAGGCAAGCAGAUGAAGCAGGAUCCAGAGCUUGCGGCUAAAAUCAAGACCUACGAAGACAUGGGCUGCACGUAUCACCAGCUUGAACGUGGCGGCCAGGUGACAUGGCAUGGAAAGGGCCAAUUGACGGCAUACACCAUUUUGGACUUGAAGCAGUUCACCAACUUGACAGUGAGAUGUUUUGUAGACAGUGUGCUUCUCAAGGCUGUGCAAAAUAUGUUGAAAAAGAACUAUCAGCUCGACAGUUUCGUCAACGAGAACCCUGGUGUGUGGAUCGAGCCACAUGAUAAGAAAAUUGCCUCUGUUGGGUGCAAUAUCCAGCGUGCUAUCACCUCAUAUGGUAUUGGGUUGAACGUCGAUCCAGAAUUGAAGUAUUUGAACACCCACACCAUGUGUGGCUUACCUGGAACGACUGCCACUUCUAUUGCGCAGUUGAGACCCCUGGCAAAGACAGACAUCAAGCAGGCAGCAGAGCAGUAUGCGAAAGAGCUAGCCAAAGUAUUGAAUAUCACCACUGUUGAGCACAUGGACGGGCUGGCGUUGUUGGCUGAACAGGAAGCGGGACUUGAAACUGAGGAGGAGUAG